This is a messenger RNA of Penicillium atrosanguineum, 1977 nucleotides long. Its product is annotated as putative HMG box transcriptional regulator. The transcript is spliced from 4 exons. Lineage: Eukaryota; Fungi; Ascomycota; Eurotiomycetes; Eurotiales; Aspergillaceae. Gene Ontology annotation, molecular function: RNA polymerase II cis-regulatory region sequence-specific DNA binding; DNA-binding transcription factor activity, RNA polymerase II-specific. The record is from RefSeq and is a predicted model, not a curated record. Bases 1 to 1977 code for a protein of 658 amino acids. Gene Ontology annotation, biological process: anatomical structure morphogenesis; cell differentiation; negative regulation of transcription by RNA polymerase II.
AUGUCUUACAACCGAGUGCUCCCCAACCCGGUUGCUUUGCACCAUGUCUCUUCUCAAGUCUCGCUGCCCAGAUCCAGCAAUCUCAUUGAGCACAAGAUCAUGAACGACUUGCCCAUGUCCCAUGGAGCCUUGCCGCUCCGUCCAGAUCCCCUGGGUGCCGCCUGCAGAUAUCCCGAGGCUCGACACCCAUCCACUGGCCCCACGAAUCAAGAUAUGACCACCUUGGACCGUGCCAAACCCGAACUCAAUCCGCAGAUGGGAAGACCUACGGGGCCUUUGCUCACCACGAAUGAUCUCGCUCUUCGAGACAGCUCAUCGUCUUCUUCUCGAGGUUCCAGUCCAAGAAUGUCCAAGGAGAUCAGUUGGUGUCUCUGCAAGCCGGAUCCGAAAAUUCCCCGGCCGCGUAACUCUUUUAUUCUCUACCGUCAACAUUAUCAGGCAGCCGUGGUGCAUCAGAACCCAGGUCUGUCAAAUCCAGAUAUCUCCAAGAUCAUUGGAAGACAGUGGAAAGCUCUGUCGGAUGAGGAACGGGAAAAGUGGAAUUCUCUUGCAAGGGAGGAGAAAGACCGCCAUCAACAGCAAUAUCCCGACUACCGCUAUCAACCUAAGCGGUCUGGUCGAGAUGGCAGCGCCCGUGGCUCAGUUUCCGGCAUCAGUCACAACCCUUCGGGACAGUCGACAUGUAACCGAUGUGGUGGACGUAUUAUGAAUGCUCCUUCUUCCCCAAUGACACCAUUCACUCCUACCGACACGCCAAUCAGCCGAUCAAGUCUCUCAGCAGGCUCAUGCCCGAUCACGGUUAUGUCAAGAAGAUCGUCCUGUCGAGCAGAUACGAAACCGCAGCCUAAACCAGUGAGAGUUGACCAGCUGGAGUCUCGAGCCCGCCGCUUCCCCGAGGAAGAUCAUGCUCCAGAUGUCAAGCGUCGCCGUGUCUCCCACCAACCCCAGUAUGCUCAUCGGGACAGAAGCCCUGAGAUCACAUACCCGAUGUCUCCAUACACCCGAUCAGAGCUCCAACACCCAAGUCCACUCCCCAUGAUCCACACCCAGAGAUUCGGCAGCAUCCCCAGCUCUCCACACCCGGACCUCAGCCUGAAGCUUCCCCCGCUGAAAACCACGACACCCAUGACCCCCCUGACACCAUUCUCUCAAGAUGGCUCCGUCGAAGCAACAGUCAUGACAAUCCCCUUCCUCAACAAGAUCAAGGUCCUCGCCAAAAUCUCACCCCCCUCCUCCCUUCCUUCCGCGACUCAAUCUCAACCACCAUCUACAGAGGCCCCCCAAGACCCCCAGCUCGUCCAAAUAGCAGUCGACUUCCUCGAUCGCCUCCUACAAAAAGAAUCAAAAUACUCCGUCCGCAUAUUCCCGGGCCCCGAAGCUCCAGAUCCCUCUCAAAUAGGCGACGCCGGAAUGAACGACUACAUCGACAAAAUCUCCGCCUGGCACCGCAUCUCAGACGAAGUCAACACAUUCAUCAAAUCCGACUCUACCCGCUCCUCCCCAGACGCGGAUUCCGCUUCAGCUUCAAGCCUCUCGCCAAAAACAGUCUUUCCAAAAACUGCGACUCUCCAGGUAAACUCCCCGCCAGACUCUUCAGAAGCCUCAGAAGCAAGUCCCUCUCAACAACCUCAACCUGUACCUCAAUCCCCUAUUCCAGUCGCACUAGUCCCACGGUACCAACUCACGACCGCAGAUGCCUUUGCAUGCUCCAUCCCUAUCCAAGACUCAUAUACACCACUAGACCAUUGGCAGUGGAUGGCUUCUCUAUGGCGAGGCUGCACCGGGCCUGAUAUUACCGUCUACAUUCGCGAAUGCACGAAAGAUGAACUCGAUCGUGCGGGCGGGAGUCCAGUUGAGGUCAGAUUGCAGGAUGCCAGGACUGUUAUUUUGAGGAAGGUUGCUGGCACGUCGAGGGAGUUGGAGGAGAAGGCCCUGAAGAGAGUUGGGUUUGAGAUUGAGGAUUUCUUGACGGGUUGA